CCCCUUUUUGAAUUUUAUCAAAAAGAAAGGAAUUUAAUCAAGAUGACAGAAGAUAAUAAUGCAUCGUUCCCAGAACCACCACCACCAAGUACACUAACAACUAAUUCAACUACAAGUACUAAUCGUGAAGUUUACGAUGGAGGUCCUAAUGAACGUACUCCUUUAAACCAACAACCAAAACCCAUAAAUAAUUUCCAAGCGACAGGACAAAAUAAUCCACCUGGACGUGAUACACCUAAUUGGACUAAAUGUCCUAAUUGUUCACAGAGUGAUUAUAGUAGGAUUAAAUAUAGUAGUCCUCCUAGUUGCUCUUGUUGGUGUUGUUUGUGUAACUCUAUCUAUUGUUUUAUUCCAAUCUGUACUGGUGGUUCGAAAGAUAUUAUUCAUACUUGUCCUCGUUGUUCUUAUGAAAUUGAAAGAUAUACGAGAUAUGGCGGUAUCUGUUAAAGAUAAUCAGCCGAAAUUAUUUAUUAUUUCUAUAAAUUGAUUUUAUUAUUUUAUGUUAUGUUAUAAAUGAAUUUAUUCAUUUUUAGAAUUUUUGAACAAUAUAAUUUUCACGUUCCUUUAUGUAUAAAAUGCGCCAAAUAGAUCUAUAUUCGUUCAGUUGCAGUUUUAUUUGAAUGAUUCUAAAAUCGGUUAACGUGUCACAUAUAAAAUCUCAAACUUUUCUUUGAUAAAUAAUAAACGUUUUGAAU
Molecule: messenger RNA, 695 nt
Organism: Rhizophagus irregularis DAOM 181602=DAOM 197198
Lineage: Eukaryota; Fungi; Glomeromycota; Glomeromycetes; Glomerales; Glomeraceae
Molecular function (GO): zinc ion binding
Source: RefSeq, a predicted model, not a curated record